Trichomonas vaginalis G3 is the source of this 669-nucleotide messenger RNA. RefSeq lists its product as uncharacterized. NCBI's taxonomy places the organism in Eukaryota, Parabasalia, Trichomonadida, Trichomonadidae. Bases 1 to 669 code for a protein of 222 amino acids. The transcript has a single exon. The record is from RefSeq and is a predicted model, not a curated record.
AUGAGAAGACGUUUCACAAGUCAAAAGAACACUAACGCAAAAGCAGAGAUUACGGUUGGUUAUAACGUAAAUGAUGAUAAAUCACGAAUUAUUCAAAAUGUUAAAGUUAAUGUUAGCCCUGAAUUAACAAGGUCAGCAACUCAACCAAAUUUAUUAACUCGUGACUUACCAAAGAAAGAGGAGGAGCAAAAUAAAGAAGAUGAAGACCCAAUCAUUUUAUCUGAACCUGGUAAAGAACCUGUUGAAAUUCCCACUUAUCCAACAUACCCCCCACCUCUUUCAUCAAACAUCGAGAACCCAUAUAAAAUAGACAUUAAUUCUGAAUUAAUGAAAAUUUACCGUGAUAUAAUAAUUAAUAAUUAUGAUUCAAUAAUAAAUUUAAUUGAUCAAUCCGGUUUAAUUAUUUUACCUUAUGAAUCAUUAAUUCACAUUAUCGCCAUUCUUUGUGAUGUUCAAGAUUCAGACGUUAAGAUUCAAUUUUUCAUAGAUGAUGAGGUUUCAUGCUGCGGAACAGUUGCAAAAAUAAAUCCUAUAAAGGAUAUUAGCACAAUUAAGAUAUCAAAGAAUGGAACAACAACUGAACUACAUUUAACUUAUAAUAACAUAUACAAUAAAAUAGUUGAUGAAUAUAAAAUAUCACUUGAAAAAUUCUUUGUUAAGGCUAUUUAA